Molecule: messenger RNA, 327 nt
Organism: Suillus paluster
Lineage: Eukaryota; Fungi; Basidiomycota; Agaricomycetes; Boletales; Suillaceae
Exons: 6
Coding region: 1-327 (108 amino acids)
Source: RefSeq, a predicted model, not a curated record
AUGGCACAAUUUUUGCUAUCAUUCUCUUUGGCUAUUGUUGCUGUUCCAACAAUCCCGGUGACAGAUGCACAUUUCUAUGUAAGGAUGGACGUCAUUGUAAAUGCAAUCUUGGGCGCCUCUAGUCUUCGCUCGCACUCCCCAGAGACCAUCAGAGAGACAACAAAGGCCUCAGAUGUCAAAAGGCCCAAACUUCCUCAGAUGCCCAUCCCCCCUACAUUUCACCAAAGACUCCUGCACCUCCCUACCGCUGCCAAAAUCCAGCACCCGUCGUGGUCUCUCAAAAUUACAUGCGUAGCCUUGUUGAACAGCAUUGGGAUGCCGAAGUGA